AUGCAAGAUCGAGCACAAUGCCAUGAUCGAAGCAAGACGUCAACGAUCGAUCGUGUCGACUUUCUAUCCUCAUGCAUUCGUGCUCCAAAUGAGACGAGCGCGCGACGGAGCACAGGUCCUUUCAUCCACUCUACCGUACAUUGCCACGCCUGUGACUUCACGUCGCCCGUUGCGUUUGUCAGUCCAACGAAUCCAGCGCGUGUCCGGCUUUCGGACAAUUGGUCUGGAACUCCCACGCGCGGUCCAUACAUAGGGGCAGACAGCCCAAACAGCGUCAAGCUCGCGGACGAACGACAGGUCGAACCCGGGACAACAAAGUAUCACGAGGGCGAUGUCACCGUGUGCAAUAGUAGAUCAAACGAGACCCCGCCCGGAGAUCGGAGUACCGUUCCACCUCUGUCUGUGUACGGUCAAGCACAGUACUCGAGAACGCAAUGCGAGAGACGUGCCGACGAUUGGAAUACGAUCGCAUUCGACCCGUCGUGCUACGUCCGACAAAGUGACAAAGAGACAGGCGACGAACGUAAGCGAGUGACACUUGAACGUGUGUACGACGGUAUUCGAAUUGACAGCGGCGCACAACAACAACAACAACAACAACAACAACGUCAAGAACUCACUCUUACGCCCUUUGACCGAGCUCAAGUCCUCUCCGAACUGUGUCAACCAACCGGUCGCUACCUGCCAACCCGAUCGGCGAUUGUCUCCGCUCAAAUCUCUCGCCUCGUGCUCCCCGGCCCAGGUUGUCAGCCUGGAGCGAAUAGUUCAAUUAUGAUGCACGCCACGUGCGUCGUCACGGACGUGUCCACAGACGUCCUGCCUCGCUACACGUUACGCAAAAAGUUGUCAUCUACUUUAUAUGGCGAGACGGCCUUGUACCAGGACGAGGCACUGGAGAAUCAGCUCGUUGUGCUCAAGCGCGUGGGCGUUUCUCUAUUGCAACAGCCGAGUCAGGAACGAGUCGUGCGGGACAACCCGCUGAGCGAGCGGCUGGUCGUGCAGCUCCUUGAGAACCCCGUGACAAAACGUGCCCCUGGUCGUGAAUUCGUGGUCGAGUAUACUCGCGAGGGCUUCUUCGCGUCCGGGGACAGUGUCUUUAUUGCAAUGGAGUUCUGUAGUGACGGCGAUCUGUACGAGUACGUGACAGCUAAACCUGAUCGUCGCGUAACGGAGACGGUCGCCCUCGAUCUCUUCUCGCAAGUCGCCCGAGGACUGGCGUUUCUCCACGCACAUGGCGUGGCCCAUCGGGACUUGUCGCUCGAGAACGUGCUGCUGAAAGACGGUCACGUGAAGAUCUGUGACUUUGGACUGAGCACAGACGCGAAUAAACUGUCGGCAGAUGUCGUGGGCAAGUACUACUACAUGGCUCCAGAAGUGACACAAGGAGGGGCGUACGACCCGAAGAAAGCUGAUAUCUGGUCACUUGGCGUGCUUCUGUUCAUCCUCUUGACCGGGUCCCCGCUCUUUGCUGACGACCGACGCUGUGCGCCAACAUUGCGCGUGCUCCAGAAGUACGGCGUGGCCAAAAUCCUCGAGCUUUGGGGCUUUCAGAAGCUCAUUUCAAGACCAGCUGUCAAUUUGCUGUCGUGUAUGCUGCAGCUCCAGCCCCAACGUCGACUGAGUGCUGACCAAGUGGCUCGUCACAUGGCAUUGUGUCACGUCAGUGGAUCGAAAGUAGCUGCUCCGUCUGCUUAG
Messenger RNA from Peronospora matthiolae, 1695 nucleotides. The record is from the annotation of a GenBank genome assembly. Lineage: Eukaryota; Oomycota; Peronosporomycetes; Peronosporales; Peronosporaceae.